This is a messenger RNA of Solanum lycopersicum (tomato), 1574 nucleotides long. RefSeq names its product methylthioribose-1-phosphate isomerase. The record is from RefSeq and is a predicted model, not a curated record. Gene Ontology annotation, molecular function: S-methyl-5-thioribose-1-phosphate isomerase activity. NCBI's taxonomy places the organism in Eukaryota, Viridiplantae, Streptophyta, Magnoliopsida, Solanales, Solanaceae.
UCAUUUGGUAAGGGAAUAAGUGCCUGGGGCCUGGGGCCUGGAGCAUGUGUUUCAUGCUGUUUAUGCUUAUUCUAUUUGAAUGGAAAGACUGUUUAUGUGGAUCCUAAUCCUAUCAUCAUAUUCCUCUUGUUUUUCACUCAUAUAAGUUUGGUCCGUGACCAAGGGCAAUCAACGAAUUAGGGUUUGUGUACACACAACAUUCGGUAACAAUGUCUGUUGGGAGUGGAGGAGACAAAACACUGGAGGCAAUCUGUUAUAGGCGCGGCUCACUUCAGUUACUUGAUCAACGAAAACUCCCCCUAGAGACUCUUCAUCUGGAUAUCCACGAUACAAACGAUGCCUGGGAUGCAAUUAAGGAAAUGGUUGUCCGUGGGGCACCUGCAAUUGCUAUAGCUGCUGCACUGUCUUUGGCAGUAGAAGUUUCAAAUUUAGCUUCUUUUGAUGGGACUUCUCAUGAUGCAUCAGUUUUCCUUAGUAAAAAAUUGGAUUUUCUUGUUUCAAGUCGUCCGACAGCUGUUAAUCUUUCAGAUUCUGCAGUAAAGCUUAAAGAAGUUAUAAGCAAGGCUGCUGCCAUAGCCAAAGAAGCCAAUUCAGUGUUUCAGGCUUACAUUGAAGCUGCUGAAGUUAUGCUGGAGGAUGAUGUUACUUCCAAUAAGGCAAUUGGUUCAUAUGGAGCUAGUUUUAUUAAGAAUUACCUGACAGACUCUAAGAAUAUAACAAUUUUGACCCAUUGCAACACCGGAAGUCUUGCCACAGCUGGAUAUGGAACUGCUCUUGGUGUUAUCCGGGCACUUUAUGCUGACGGAGCUUUAGAAAGGGCAUACUGCACAGAAACCCGUCCAUUCAAUCAGGGAUCCAGAUUGACUGCAUUUGAAUUGGUUCAUGAGAACAUCCCAGCCACCCUUAUAGCUGAUUCAGCUGCAGCUGCAUUAAUGAAUGCUGGUCGUGUGAAAGCUGUCAUUGUUGGAGCUGAUCGUAUAGCUGCAAAUGGUGAUACUGCCAAUAAGAUUGGAACUUACAACCUUGCUGUUUCUGCCAUGCAUCAUGGUAUACCAUUUUACGUUGCAGCGCCUUUGACUUCUGUUGAUCUAUCUCUUUCUUCUGGACAAGAAAUUGUGAUAGAAGAAAGAUCUCCAAAGGAACUGUUACAUACACGAGGAGGACUUGGUGAACAAGUUGCUGCCUCUGGUAUUUUGGUUUGGAACCCUGCAUUUGAUGUCACCCAAGCUAAGUUGAUUAGUGGAAUCAUCACUGAGAAGGGUGUCAUCACGAAGAAUGGGACAGACACUUUUGAUAUUGCUGGGUUUGUGCGCAAGACAGCAGGAAAUUUGUGAUGCUGGUUUUGUUAAAUGUUUGUUUAGUUGAUAUUUCUUGAGCUUUGCUAAACCCCUCCAUCUUAGAGUGAGUAAAAAGUACUGACAAGGCAACAUCUAUUUCACUCCAAUAAUGUUAAUCUAUUGUGGUCCUAUAUGAACAUGGAAAAUUGUUUUGCUAUGGGUAAGUAACAGUAAUAUGCCAUGUCCCCAUUGGCAUCCGUAUUUUGUCAAUAAAAAUGUUUGUCAAUUUAAAUAUGA